AUUAGUUUACACGAAGGGGUUGGACCGUAGCCUUAAAACUCUUUAGUUUUGUUUUCUAUGAGAAGGCCCAAAAUAAUGAAAGGGUGAUUGCGUAACCGUAAAUACUUGUAACUUCUUUGUUGUAUUUUACUAUGAGACAUGAGUUUAGCAAAUUGUCUUUUCUAGGGUUUCUUCGCUUUUCCAAUCAUGGAUCCCCAAUCAAUGGAUGUUGAGACGGCGAAACGAGCGUCAAUGGCGGAGGACGAAUCUGCUUCUCCUCUCACGAAAAAAACCAAGGUCGAAGAGGAAGAAGACAAGGAAGACGACGGAGACACGGAAGAUGACGGAGAUUAUGACAGCGACGACGGCUAUACCGUUUUUAGAGGUAUGAGAUUUAAAUACGUGCCAGAAAAGGAACCGGAGUGGGAUGUGGACAGCUACGAUGGUCGUGAAUACGAAUCAGAUCCAGAGGAUCGUAAGCAUUUCACCAGCGAGGACAUGUAUAAUGAAUACCGUCUGGACAAGCGCGAGAUCUUCGAGAGUAAGGGGUUUAUACCAGAUUACGCAAACGGAAUCUACCCUUUUGGGGAUCUGGAAGCACCAGCGGGUGAAAACAGGACUAAUAGAGAUGAGUUGACACAUUUGGCUUCCUUGUGCUUUAAGAAACUCAACGAGUACAAGGGAAAGUGUGUGGAAUUGGUGAGUAUUGAGCGAGCUACUGUAAGCGGAGGAGCUCGAUGGAAGAUUUAUAUAACGUGUAUGGCUCGGGAGUAUGAGAAUGGACCGCUUGUAGAGUAUCAAGCCAAGGUGAUGAGGUAUGCUGGAAAUUAUGAACCUCCCUUUCCCAUACUUUGCAGACCAAGCCCUAAACCCUCCAUCUAAAUAAAUCCUAGACUUGCAUAAUUGCAUUGAGGCAUUGAGCCAAAUGCCUAAGCCAACAUAAAUUAGGCAAGUAUAAGAAACCAUAUAUGAGUUGAUCAUGGGAGUUUUGACUCAACUUUAAGUGUCUCCAAAACUUUUGCGAUCGACAUCGAAGAACUUAUCUACAAAAUCAAAGAUCGAUUCAUACCGAAACAAGGUUUUGAGAGACUUGGAUAGUUGGAUAGAUGUUCAACCUAUGUAAUGAUGAUAAUAUCUAAAUGUGAACCCAAACUCUAUAUUCAUUUUCAUAUAGUCAUGGAAAAAAAAAACAUAUGAACAUCGGCCAACUCGUGUACUAUUUCCAUAACUUUUUUAAUGGGCUAAAAGGUUUGAAACAAAA
Messenger RNA from Arabidopsis lyrata subsp. lyrata, 1240 nucleotides. RefSeq lists its product as uncharacterized. The transcript is spliced from 4 exons. Lineage: Eukaryota; Viridiplantae; Streptophyta; Magnoliopsida; Brassicales; Brassicaceae. The record is from RefSeq and is a predicted model, not a curated record. The coding region runs from base 187 to 861 and encodes 224 amino acids.